Molecule: messenger RNA, 672 nt
Organism: Suillus plorans
Lineage: Eukaryota; Fungi; Basidiomycota; Agaricomycetes; Boletales; Suillaceae
Exons: 3
Coding region: 1-672 (223 amino acids)
Source: RefSeq, a predicted model, not a curated record
AUGUCUUUGUGCAGCCAGGCUAUCGAUCACGUACAGCAACAAUGGAUAAUGCAUGAGAUUCUCCCAACUACGCAAACCAAUGGUCUGACACCUCACUACUUAGCAAUGCGUGCUAUUACAACUCGCUCACUCGUACAUAACGACAGCCCUGGCUUAACAACCUCAAUAUGUAUCGCUGAACCUACUGUAGCCCGUUCAGUAUCUACAGAGGCCUGUUCAACAUCCAUAGGAGCCUAUUCGGCAGCUGUACAACACAAGUGCGAAACUUGGUUAAGAGAGCAAGACCCCGACUUCACGCCAGUUAGACAACUUUUUUCGGACAAAUAUGGCUACUCAAAUUGUAUCACACAUCUAGAGCAACGAAUGCCAGUCAUCUCCAUCGACUCCUCGUUCCACCUGUCGAGCACAUGGGUCCCACCUGGCGUUCAAGAGGCCUUUGAUAAGGCAUGCCAUUUGGAACUUCGCUCUCAGACAGGACUCGUGGCAACCUACCUUGAUAUGGAAGGUUACCAUUCUCAUCAGCGCAACCCCGAGUUAGAGUUAUAUCACUUGCAUGUGAAGAUGUGUCGUGCCAAAGCUGAGGUAGAAGUUUAUGAACUGGCGAUUGGAAAUGCGCCUGCAUCUGACUACUCUGACAGCGACGCUUCGUCAUCACUUGGCAGCCGCCCUUAG